AUGGAUAAACAUUUUCUAAAAACCUCUUCAUCAUCCGAUCUAGGUUCAUCGGAUAAUGAAAGUAAUCUUCAGUCAACAUCUCACUUAUCAUUGUUUCCAUCUUUACAUUCAACUAUAGUUUCGAAUGAAACAUACAACGACAUAGAUGAAGAAAUCGAAAAUCAAAAUUUUCUUUAUGAUAACUCUACUUUUUCACGAUCAUCAACAAUGAUUCGAUGGCAAUCAGAAAUGGAAAACUUCAAUUUUCGUUCGAGUUUUUCUCAACAACAGCAACUUUCCUCUGGGGAAUCCUAUUUUAGUAAAGAUGUUUUAGAUAGGAAAAAUGUACCCACAUCAUCAUUAACAAAUGUUUUAAUUUCACCGAUGUCUCGCUUAUCAGCAUCAUCGUCUAUGAUGUCAUUCAACAGCAUCCCUAAUCACAAAACUUUUGAGCAACAAACGACUCGAUCAACACUAACCAGUUCAACGGAUCAAUUGAUUACAUCCAGUGAGAACAUCGAUCGUUUUACUACUCCACAAUCAUCUCUGCCAUUAUCAACACCGUUAUCUAGCCGACAAACACUCGCUUCAGUCGACAAUAUUCCUUCCAUUCUCACCGACAACGAUCUACAACGAGUGCCACCUUCAUUCAGGCCUAUUUCUUCUUCUGCGACCUUUGGCAAUGGCCCUCUUCUUCAGUCUCAACCACAGCCUCAAGUCAUUCAUACUGCCAACCGAUCCAAUCCCAUGCCAUCAUGGCGAGGCUACUUGCCCAUGAGAUUUGAGCCCAUGACCAUGGAUCAGUAUCAGAUCAAUACUCACUUCUCACAGAAAGUCUUCCUCGGUGGUAUUCCACCUGAGCUCACCGAAGCUGAAUUGCUGUUGGUGUUGCGAAAGUUCGGCAAGUGCAACAUCAAGUGGCCCAAAAACGACGGACUCAGUCACAACAUGCCAGGUUUUUGUCAUGUUGUGUUUCGCGAGUCGCGAUCAGUGUGCGAGCUUCUCAAGCACUGCACCCGACAACAACGAUCGACCGUCGACUACUUUCUUCAUAUUCACAUGUCGCUAACGUCAUCAACACUCACAACAACAACGACAACAACAGCAGCCGGAGGUCAAUCUUCAUCAUCGUCGGGCGUUUCACUUCGACCCAAUCGACUCAAACCAAUUCAAGUUGUGCCGUGGAACAUGAAAGACAACGUGUUUGUCGUUCAACAAGAGAACAUUGCCGCCCUCGAUCCAUCCUACAAGGAUUGGUCACGAACAAUCUUUGUGUCACCACUACAUGGCAAGAUGACUGCAUUCAGUUUGGCGACGAUCAUGGCCAAUGUGUUUGGCUCGGUGUCCAUGGCUCAGAUCAACACGGACAAGUAUGGAUAUCCGACGGGUACUGGAACGGUGUUGUUCUGCGAUUCGCAUAGUUACAUGCGAGCAGUGGCUGCAGGUGCGAUCGACAUCAAGUGUGACUGUUUUCAUAAGUUGCUUGAUAUUGAUCCAUUCUUGCGUGAAAACGAACCGUGUGCAUUUUGUCCAUCGGUUGCUGACUUGUUCUGUCGAAACUUUCAUUGUCUUCGAUCGUACUGCAAACAAUGCUGGAUUAAUCGUCAUGGAUCAAAACCAUUGGCUGACCAUCAACCUGCUACUCGACGACAACAGAUAUUUUAA
Messenger RNA from Adineta ricciae, 1644 nucleotides. Lineage: Eukaryota; Metazoa; Rotifera; Eurotatoria; Adinetida; Adinetidae. The record is from the annotation of a GenBank genome assembly.